UUCGGGGGUUCGGCCCGCAUGGUCCAGCGCCUACAGGGUCAGCACGUGGUCCCAAACCCCUUCCCCUGCUGCUGCUGCUGCUGUCUCCCCAACAUUUCCACCAGCUGGUCCAACCUACGCUGGAUGACCCUGGCCGUGUACCAGCUGUCCCUCAUCAGGACCAUCCUCUUCUUCGUCACACUCAUCCUCUGGACCGACGAGAAGUACGACUACGGUGAUGUGAGCUACACCAACCCCAACUCCUACAUCAACGCCAUCAUCGGGAUCUCUACCCUGCUGUCCUUCUACGGCUACCUGCUCUUCUACAAGGCCACCAAGCCGGCCCUGGCCGGCUACAACCUGCGUUCCAAGUUCGUCUGCAUCAUCCUGGUCCUUGUGGUGUGCGGCCUGCAGAGCAGCAUCCUGGAGACCAUGGGGGCUCUGGGGGCCAUUCCCUGCCAGCCUCCGCUCUCGGCCGAUACCCGCUCGCAGAGUGAGUCCACCCGCAGCAAUCCCUGGGGUGGUGCUAGGGGGGGCAGGGUGGGGGCAAGGGGCGCUCUCCCCUGGCAGCCAGUGGCAGGCACUAGGGGGCGCCGUUCUAACCUCACCGUUCUCCCUUCCCAGUUAUCUAUUACUACUCCCUGGUGGUGGAGAUGUUUCUCAUCAGCCUCUUUGCCCAUUACUGUUUCCGACGGGAGAAGCUCACCCCGGAGAGCCCCACCGGCACCAAGAACCAGGCCUCCCAGACGCAGGCGCUUCCUAGAGGUGCUGGGGAGGACAGCGCCUCCCUGACAGGCUUCAACCCCUGCUGCUCCCCCGAUGAGAGCCUCUGCCGAAUCGAGCACACGCCACUGGAUCGCUUCCAUUUCAGCCCCAGCUUCCCCCGACCCAGCGGGGGACUGGGCCAGGGCUGGCCAGCUGGAACUCCCCCGGGGGCCCUCGAGAUGGGAGAGCUGAGUCCCGGGGUCCCAGCGAAUGGGUCUCCCCCCAGGAAAACCAACGCCCACCCCAAUGGAGUCCAGAACCAACCCGGCACCCCUGACAUCACCAUGGUAUAAGCAGGACCCCACCCCACAUGGGGCAGGGAGCAGCAGAGGUAGAAGACAGAUGGUGUUAAUCUGUGCAACUCCCUGCUACAGGAGACUGCAGGAGGCGAUGCUUCCCAAGAGGAUGGGGGGGACUGGUUGAUCCCCAGAAAGAAUGGGGAUGAGGCAGGAGCUGGAGAUCGAAUGCUAAGUGCUGUUGUAUAAUUGGGGUGAUUUAGGGCGGACCCCCUGUUCUUAUGAAUGGUGGGGGAUAUGAAACUGCUGUGUCAUGGGAGGCCUCUCUGUAUACCCAGCAUGGCUGCUAAGUCUUUAAGCAGAUACCUCCCAGAGGACGCACCGGAAGAGCCACUCAGCGAGGCAGAGUGGGAGAGGGGCGCCUGUGUUCUUUCGGAGGAUGUCUGCAUUUCUCAUUAAUAUCGUAUCUGACCCUGUUUCCCUGGCUGCAUCUAGGGCAGGCAGAGGAGGCUCAGAGUACACAGACCACCAGCUCUUUGGAGUUGAGCCCGUCGCUCUGUUCUGGGCUAGGACAGGGCUGCGGGGAAGCGGGCCAGAGCUAGGGGUGUGCCAUUAACCCCCAAAAUAAAGCAACACGGGCUGAGACAGUCUCUCCAGUGCCGGGUACAAAGGGGCAAAGGGAAGAACGGAGCGAAGAAGCUGCUACCAUUAACCAGCGGAACUCCCUGCUCCGUGAUAUCCCUGACGGGAAAGAUU
Molecule: messenger RNA, 1736 nt
Organism: Gopherus flavomarginatus (Mexican gopher tortoise)
Lineage: Eukaryota; Metazoa; Chordata; Testudines; Testudinidae
Product: organic solute transporter subunit alpha-like
Exons: 3
Coding region: 19-771 (250 amino acids)
Biological process (GO): transport
Molecular function (GO): transporter activity
Source: RefSeq, a predicted model, not a curated record